GCAGUAAUACGCAGAGCAGCGUCUACACUGCCGGAAUGAUACAAUAGGAAGAAGAAGCCAGUGAAACCGGAAAUGUCAACCGAUUGACUGCGAAGCAAAUUACAGAUUGCAUUAACUCUACUUUCUAUAAUAUGAUGGAUUGCUAAUUUAAAGGAAGAAGCAGUCAUACUAAAUCGUCAGAGAGCAAACUGCGAAUAUGACAAAUGUGUACUCUUUUGAUGGCAUUCUGGUGUUCGGCCUGCUGUUCAUCUGCACUUGUGCAUACCUCAAAAAGGUGCCUCGCCUCAACAGCUGGCUACUAUCAGAAAAGAAAGGAGUUUGGGGCGUCUUCUAUAAAGCUGCGGUAAUUGGGACGCGGCUUCACAUUGCCGUGGCAAUUUCCUGUUUGGCCAUGGCUUUCUACAUUGUCUUCUUGAAAUGAUAAAGUCAGACGGAACUAGAAAGGACCAGACAGGUGCAGGUGGGAAAUGAACUCAUCUCUGUGGCCAUGUGCUAAUCCAAGUUGGGGGAAACCUCUUGGAUUAGGUGAUGAUGAAACCCCAUUGGCCCUGUGGACCCUUGUGAAAGACUAGCCAGUGCUGCCCCCCUCUGGUGACUGGGUACAUAAUUCCUCCCUUGAUAUGUGUGCACAUUGCACUACAGACAUGACGGGCAUCCGUGAUCAACUCCACUUAUUGCAGAGGAGUGAGACAGUUUGGUCACUUUUUAUCAUUUUAUUGUAGGGUAACACUGUUGGUUGUCUCCAUCCACACCCAUUCUAUUUAUAUAAAAAAGAUGCAGAAGUUUGAAGGGCAGUGUGUGCAUUGUACCAUAUACAACCUAAAAUUAACCUAGCUGUAUAUAUUUGGAAAAAGGAUAUGACCAAUAGAGAUUUGCAAGAGGUUAUGUGUGAUCAAACGGAGAAUGAUCUAUUCUGCUUGCUCCCUGCUCCCAUGCUGUUUGUUCUGUAUCACCUCUUGUGUCAAGGGUGAGGGGAAGAUAAACAAAGCUAAUAUAUA
This is a messenger RNA of Etheostoma cragini (Arkansas darter), 998 nucleotides long. It is a transcript of the gene tmem167b, whose product is annotated as transmembrane protein 167B. The record is from RefSeq and is a predicted model, not a curated record. NCBI's taxonomy places the organism in Eukaryota, Metazoa, Chordata, Actinopteri, Perciformes, Percidae. The transcript is spliced from 3 exons. The coding region runs from base 197 to 421 and encodes 74 amino acids.